Molecule: messenger RNA, 1303 nt
Organism: Larimichthys crocea (large yellow croaker)
Lineage: Eukaryota; Metazoa; Chordata; Actinopteri; Sciaenidae
Gene: atg101
Product: autophagy related 101
Exons: 2
Coding region: 307-963 (218 amino acids)
Biological process (GO): autophagy; autophagosome assembly
Cellular component (GO): Atg1/ULK1 kinase complex; phagophore assembly site
Molecular function (GO): protein kinase binding
Source: RefSeq, a predicted model, not a curated record
GUUGUGUCCUCCGCGGCGUGCCGUACUGAGUCUUGUUGUCAUCGUUUGUAGCAAACAGCUAGCCUGGCUAGCUCUUGUAACAAUGUCCCUGUGCUCACUCCGUGUGAAUAUCACUCAUAGGUAAGCUGGACUAAAAAAUAUAUAUAUUUAAACAUACUUUAACACGCGGCGUGGGCUCGGCUGCCGAUCAGCUGAUGAGGUAAACAAACAAACGCGUGUUCGCAUCUUCGUGAUUGAGCAGAUCCAGCAACGUCACCUUCCUCGAGUUGUCGCUCAGUAAAUGGAAAUAUUGGUUUUUAUUUCACAAUGAAUUGCCGCUCGGAGGUUCUCGAGGUGACGGUGGAGGCGAGGCAGGUGGAGGAAGCCAUGCUCGCCCUGCUGCACACCAUUUUACUGCAUCGCAGCACCGGGAAGUUUCACUACAAGAAGGAGGGCACCUACUCCAUCGGCACGGUUGGCACGCUUGACAUCGACUGCGACUUCAUCGACUUCUCCUUUGUCAGAGUGUCCUCGGAGGAGCUGGACAGAGUCAUCCGGAAAGCUGUGUCUGAGUUCAAGGAUGCUUUGAGCAACUCUGGCAGCGAUGGCAUGGGCCAGAUCUCCCUGGAGUUUUACCAGAAGAAGAAGUCCCGCUGGCCCUUCUCCGACGAGUGCAUCCCGUGGGAGGUGUGGAGCAUCAAGGUCAACGUCGUCAACCUCGCCACCGAGCAGGAGAGACAGAUCUGCAGGGAGAAGGUGGGCGAGAAGCUGGGCGAGAAGGUGAUCAACGUCGUCGAGGUCAUAAACCGCCACGAGUACCUGCCAAAGAUGCCCACCCAGUCCGAGGUGGACAACGUGUUCGACACCAGUCUCAAAGACGUCCAGCCGUACCUUUACAAGAUCACAUUCCAGAUCACUGACUCUCUUGGCACCUCUGUAAGCACAACGAUGAGACGGCUGAUUAAAGACACCCUGGCACUGUGAGAGGAGAAAGAUCUGGACGAUAUCCAUAGUUAUGCCUGACAACUAAAAAUCAAGUGUAAACACCCGAUCGAUCGCAUUUCUUCUGAUGUCUCUGUCGUGGUUCGGGUGUUGCAUGUACCUUAAGAUUUCUUGGUUUAUGUAAUGUCUAAUUUUAAAGGUAUGUUUGGUUUGCAAGCUUUUCAAAUUGUCUUUCGCCUCUCACCAUCUAGAAAUGAAACUUUUAAACACAGUAGCAAGUGACAUUAUAUGUCAGUUAAAUUCUUUAAAAAAAAGUUGUAUCGCUGAUGUCAGAAUCUGUAAAUUAUUGUAAAUCUUUGAUAAUAAAUAGAAUUCAUUGCAA